Molecule: messenger RNA, 3431 nt
Organism: Callorhinchus milii (elephant shark)
Lineage: Eukaryota; Metazoa; Chordata; Chondrichthyes; Chimaeriformes; Callorhinchidae
Gene: dmgdh
Product: dimethylglycine dehydrogenase
Exons: 16
Coding region: 32-2662 (876 amino acids)
Cellular component (GO): mitochondrion
Molecular function (GO): protein binding; oxidoreductase activity
Source: RefSeq, a predicted model, not a curated record
GUGUGUGGGACCCCCGGUCCCGGGCCCGGACAUGUCGCCGCCGCUGCUCAGGCUGUUACAUCGCUGUUUCCCCGGACGACGUGUGGCUGCACUGACGGGUCUGUCAACCGCCCCUCCGCGACCCCUGAGCAGCGCCUCCUCUCCCACCAAACCGCCUGAGGGAAAAGAAAAUAAACAGCCUUCAUCCCUUAAGAAAAGAUGGAAAGAUACCGCAGAGACGCUGAUUAUUGGAGGCGGGUGUGUCGGAGUGAGUCUGGCUUAUCAUCUUGCCAAGGCCGGAAUGAAAGAUGUUGUUUUGCUGGAGAAGUCUGAGCUAACAGCUGGCUCUACGUGGCAUGCAGCUGGAUUAACAACGUAUUUUCACCCUGGAAUCAAUUUGAAGAAAAUUCAUGACUACAGCAUCAAACUGUACGAAAAAUUGGAGGAAGAGACUGGACAGGCAGUCAGCUUUCAUCAGCCUGGCAGUAUCCGCAUUGCUUGUACUCCGACCCGAGUGGAUGAAUUUCAUUAUCAGAUGACAAGGGCAAACUGGAACGUGACACAGCAGUUUAUCAUUGGUCCAGAGAAGGUGCAGGAACUCUUCCCUCUGAUAAACAUUGACAAGGUGCUGGCUGGUUUGCAUAACCCUGGAGAUGGCCACAUUGAUCCAUAUUCUCUCACCAUGGCGUUGGCGGCUGGAGCGAGACACUAUGGGGCGGAACUAUAUUAUCCUGCACCAGUCACAGACCUGACACCGAGAUCUGAUGGGACAUGGGAUGUGGAAACAUCAAAUGGGGUUAUCCGUGCCAACAGAAUUGUGAACUGUGCAGGAUUCUGGGCCUGUGAAGUUGGGAAGAUGAUUGGGCUUGAGCACCCGCUUGUCCCUGUCCACCACCAAUAUAUCAUCACAUCAACAAUCCCAGAGGUGAAAGCCUUGAAACAAGAGAUACCUGUCAUCCGUGACCUGGAUGGGUCAUACUACCUGCGUCAGGAGCGCGAUGGACUGCUGUUUGGGCCUUAUGAGCACCAGGAAAAGAUGAAGAUUCAGGAAUCUUGGGUAACAGAUGGCGUUCCACCAGGAUUUGGGAAAGAACUUUUUGAAUCAGAUUUGGAUAGAAUCAUGGAUAAUGUUGAGGCUGCAAUGGAUUUGGUUCCAGUUCUGAAAGAAGCCGACAUCAUUAACGUGGUGUCAGGCCCCAUAACAUACACACCAGAUAUUCUUCCUAUGCUUGGGCCACAUCAAGGAGUCCGCAACUAUUGGGUGGCUAUUGGCUUUGCGUAUGGAAUUAUUCACGCUGGUGGUGUUGGAAAGUACCUCAGUGACUGGAUCAUGGAUGGGGAACCUGCUUUCGAUCUAAUUGAACUGGAUCCCAAUCGCUACGGGAAGUGGACGACAACCAAAUACACAAUAGAAAAAGCAAGAGAGUCUUAUGGGUUCAACAAUAUUGUUGGAUACCCCAAAGAGGAACGAUUUGGAGGAAGACCAACAGAAAGAAUAAGUGGGGUUUAUGAAACCCUAAAGUCCAAGUCAUCUAUGGGAUUCCAUGCCGGCUGGGAGCAGCCACAUUGGUUUUACAAACCUGGAGAUAAAACCGGAUAUAGACCCAGUUUUCGUCGCACAAACUGGUUUGAGCCAGUUCACCGAGAGUGCAAACAUGUAAUGGAGAAAGUGGGAGUCAUGGACCUUACACCCUUUGGUAAAUUUACUGUGAAAGGAAAGGACUCCAUAAAACUCCUGGAUCAUCUGUUUGCAAAUGUUAUGCCAAAGGCUGGCCACAUAAAUAUCAGUCACAUGAUUACUGCUAGAGGCCAGGUCUAUGCUGAGAUGACAAUCAGUCAUCUAUCAGAAGGAGAGUUCCUGCUUGUGACAGGAUCAGGCUCUGAGCUCCAUGACCUCAGGUAUAUAGAGGAAAAGGCAAUAAGUGGUGGAUACGAGGUCGACAUCCAGAAUAUUACGGAUGAGAUGGCGGUGCUGGGUGUAACUGGGCCAUUUGCUCGCAAGGUUCUGCAGAAACUCACAAAGGCAGAUUUGAGUGGAUCAGCGUUUAAAUUCCUGCAGUGUAAGCCUGUCACUCUGGCUGGCAUUCACCUCAAUGCUAUGAGGAUUUCCUUCACAGGUGAGCUUGGCUGGGAGCUGUACCUCAGACAGCAGGACACUGCUGCCCUCUACAAUGCUAUCAUGGAAGCAGGGCAGGAAUUUGGAAUUGACAACUUUGGAGCAUAUGCUAUGAACUCGUUGCGUCUAGAGAAGGCGUUCAGAGUCUGGGGAACAGAGAUGAACCUCGACACAAAUGCCUUUGAAGCUGGAUUGGACUACUUCAUAAAGCUAAAUAAGCCGGCGGAGUUCAUAGGCAAGCAAGCUUUGAGAAAAAUCAAGGAGGAGGGGCUUCAGCGUAAGCUGGUAUACCUCACUUUGCAAACCGAUGACAUUGACCCUGAAGGAAAUGAGAGCAUUUGGCACCAAGGCAAGGUUGUAGGUAACACCACAUCCGGAGCCUACAGUUACAACACUGGGCAGAGUGUGGCGUUUGCGUACGUGCCUGUUGCACUCAGCAAAGUGGGUCAAGACCUGGAAGUGGAGCUCCUGGAUAAAAAGUAUAAAGCGGUCAUCGUUCAAGAGCCAUUGGUGUUGACGGAACCCACCAGGGAGCGAAUGAAGAAGAGUAAGAGCAAGAACAUUUGAGAGACUGGGUUGUUUGUUAACAAAGCAACUCUAUACCCAACUGCAUUGAUUUAUACCAGCCCUGAAGCUACCAUUGAGAUAGCUAUCAGCUCUUUAAAUGAAGAUAAUAAAUCCAGGCUACAAGGUAACAGGCACUUCUGCCUUAAACAUCUUUCUGAAAUCACCAUCAUCAAAUAUGUGGCAUUCUGAGUAACCAGGAAAUCUGUCCUACUAGAACAUAAUUCCUGCCCAUAAGUAUGCUAUUUGCUAUUGUAUUGUGGUGGGAAUCAUUUUGUGCUGAGCCAUAUCUCAACCAAGACCAAAACCUCCCAUUACUCAGAAUCCUGCAUGUGUGAAGAUGAUGAUCUUAGUUGCUUGCCAUCACUGCAGAUAUAUUUGUUACCAUUCAACCAGUCACCUCUCUCCUGGAGCACUUACUCAGGUAAAGCAGACACUCAGAGCAGAGUAUGUCUUGUGUAGGGCAGAGUGAAGUCUGACUCCAUACACCAUUAAGAGUCUUGCUACAACUCUAAUCGAAUCAUUGUCUGAAAUGGAUGGAUCAUUAAUUCUAAUCAGUGUUUAGAAUUAAACAAGGCAGAUAGAAGAAACGGAAAUCAAUUUAAGCCAACUUGUUCAUGAUUCUGAUGAAGAGGUUCAGGGAAUUUAAAAUACGUAGACUUCUAGGGAUUAAUCUCCAGGUGUUGGUAUAUUUAAGGACUGCAACGACCAAGAGUAUGAUAACAAAAAUAAUCAUUGCAUUUGAUAUUGCACCUAUCAUUGUCGAAACAUC